GCUGGGAGGGCUCCGGGUGCCGCCCCGCGGCGGUCGAGGCUGGCGGGGGCUGAGGGCGGGAGCUGAGGGCUCAGCACGGAGGUGGAUUCAGGCAGACCCCAGGAAUCAGGUAGUCUUGGCUAGGACUUGGGAGCAAUGUCACAACAACUUCUCUACCGUGCUCUCGUAUCUGCAAAAUGGCUCUCAGAAGCCAUCAAGUCCCAGCAGGCUGGCUUGGCCUUGAGAAUCGUGGAUGCAUCCUGGUAUUUGCCGAAGAUGAAGCGUGACCCAAAGCGGGAAUUUGAGGAGCGCCACAUCCCUGGUGCAGUUUUCUUCGACAUUGACCAGUGCAGCGACCGUACUUCACCUUACGAUCACAUGUUGCCCAAGGCUAAUGACUUUGCUGAGUAUGUGGGGAAGCUAGGUGUGGGGAAUGAUUCCCAUGUUGUAGUGUAUGAUGGCAGCGAUCAAGGCCUCUUCUCGGCACCCCGGGUGUGGUGGAUGUUCCGGGCCUUUGGACAUGAAGCUGUCUCCCUUCUGGAUGGUGGCCUGAAGAACUGGCAGCGAGAGGGGAAUGCACUGAGCUCUGGGAAAAGCCAGGUAGCUCCCACUGAGUUCCACGCCUCCUUGGACAAGUCCCUGGUGAAAACAUAUGAAGAUGUGUUAGAUAACAUGGAUUCCCACCGCUUCCAGUUAGUGGAUGCACGCGCUGCAGGACGGUUCCGGGGAAUAGAGCCAGAGCCCCGAGACGGAAUAGAGCCUGGUCAUGUCCCUGGGUCGAUGAACAUCCCCUUCACUGACUUCCUCACAGAGUCUGGCUUAGAGAAGACCCCUGAGCAGAUCCGCAGUCUGUUCCAGGAGAAGAAGGUGGACCUCUCGAAGCCAGUGGUAGCCACGUGUGGCUCUGGGGUCACUGCCUGCCAUGUGGCUUUGGGUGCAUAUCUCUGUGGCAAACCAGAUGUCGCUGUGUACGAUGGGGCCUGGGUGGAGUGGUACAUGAGGGCGCAGCCUGAAAAUAUUAUUUCUGAAGGAAAGGGGAAGACGGUGUAGUAAGCUGCUUCGUCUCCCACCUGUACGGAUUUUAGAAUCAUGGAAUCAUUAAAGUUGGAAAAGACAUCUAAGAUCAUCAAGCCUGAAGAUAAUUUGCCUUGAAACAAGAUUUGGAAAAGAUGGGUUUAGCAUUCCUGGUUAAGUGUUGUGACAUUAAAGUGCUGGGUAACAAGUCCAGGCUCAUGGUGCUUCAGCACUUUAUCCUUACCUUUCUGCUGCGGCUUAGGAGCAUGAAGAUGACCUGGGCAGCCAGCUCUAAGUGACCCUGCUUGAGCAAGUGGGUGAAUGAGAUGUCCUCCUGAGGUCAUUUUCAAUCUCAGCAAAUGAUUCCAUGACUUUUUUUAUAGCAUCAUAUGGAAGGGAGACAGUGCUGGUGGCAGUGUGGGGAAGUAAUUGAGUCAAGCCAAGCUCAUGAGUUGGGACAUUCCACCACCUUCAUUCACAAGAUGGUCAGGCUUGUAUAACUAUGCCUCAUGAUCUUGUUCUGUGCCUCUGUCCUGGAAGACAUCCAUGCAUUUUAUGGCCUUUUUAAGUGCAAAACUUAGGGGAAAAGCAUAGCUUUUAAAGGAGCAAAUAUGGCUUCCAGUUUGCCACUUAGGUUAGAGACUUGAUUGGGAUUUCUUCUUGCACUUGGACUCUAACUGCAAUAUGUACUUAGCCAGUUUUGUACCCCCAUAGUCCAAAACACCUUUUGGAGUAAAAAAAAAAAAAAAAAUUGGGAUUAAAAGAAAGUAAAUAAACCUGUGUUUCAAGGUCUUUCUACUGAA
Molecule: messenger RNA, 1796 nt
Organism: Cuculus canorus (common cuckoo)
Lineage: Eukaryota; Metazoa; Chordata; Aves; Cuculiformes; Cuculidae
Gene: MPST
Product: mercaptopyruvate sulfurtransferase
Exons: 3
Coding region: 136-1029 (297 amino acids)
Biological process (GO): transsulfuration
Cellular component (GO): mitochondrion
Molecular function (GO): thiosulfate-cyanide sulfurtransferase activity
Source: RefSeq, a predicted model, not a curated record